Apus apus (common swift) is the source of this 5086-nucleotide messenger RNA. It is a transcript of the gene TFRC, whose product is annotated as transferrin receptor. NCBI's taxonomy places the organism in Eukaryota, Metazoa, Chordata, Aves, Apodiformes, Apodidae. The transcript is spliced from 19 exons. Bases 97 to 2442 code for a protein of 781 amino acids. Gene Ontology annotation, biological process: transferrin transport; intracellular iron ion homeostasis. Gene Ontology annotation, cellular component: external side of plasma membrane. Gene Ontology annotation, molecular function: transferrin receptor activity. The record is from RefSeq and is a predicted model, not a curated record.
GGCGCGGGGCGCUGCGGCGGGCGCGGCAGUUGGGCCCCGGCGCGGCGAGCGGAGGGAGCGGCGGGGCUGUGGUCUAGUUGGUGGGCACUCUUCCAGAUGGCGAUGGACCAUGCCAGAGCGGUGAUUUCUACCUUGUGUGGUGGUGAACCCUCAUCAUACACACGCUUCAGCGUUGCCCGGCAAACAGAUGGAGACAACAGCCACCUGGAGAUGAAGCUGUCUGCUGAUGAUGAGGAAGGAGGGGAAACUGGGAGGCCAGACCACCUGCAUGCCAGAAUUCCUCCUUCACGGAGGAGUGGCAGGAACAUCUGCUUCCCAAUCAUCGCAGCUGUCCUCCUCCUUUUGAUUGGGUUUUUGAUCGGCUACUUGAGUUAUCGUGGACGAAUGCAGAGGGCUGGCAGGUGUCUGGAUGGAAGUGGCAAGUGUGAGAUGACCCCUACUGAAUCUUACUUAGCGGAUGAUGAUGAACCUGAGGAAGAAGUGAUUCCUGGACCACCUGUCCUCUACUGGCCUGAGCUCAGAAACCUGCUGUCAAAAAAGCUGUCAGCUACACGUCUUGAGGACAGCUUAAGGCGAAGAGCAAAUAAGGACUCUUUUGAAGCUGGCCUGAGUGAAGAUGAGAACAUUGCCAGCCACAUUCAUGACCAGUUUACCAGCUUCCUCUUGGAUGAAGUGUGGAAUGAUGAGCACUACAUUAGGCUGCAGGUCAAAGGCAGUAGCAACAAUGACGUGUCUAUUCUGGAAGAUGGUGAAGAAAAGGGAAGACUGGAGAGUCCCAGUGCAUAUGUGGCAUACAGCAAGAGUGGCUCAGUUGCUGGCAAACCAGUCUAUGUGAACUAUGGACAGAAAGCUGAUUUUCAGAAGCUGCAGAUGCGUGGUGUUUCACUGAAUGGUACUAUAACUAUCUUCAGAGCUGGAAAAAUAACCCUUGCUGAGAAGGUUGCAAAUGCCCAAGAGGCAGAAGCAGUUGGUGCCCUGAUGUACCUGGAUCCUUACGAUUACAAGGACACAGAUACACUUGUCCCCUUUGGACACGCCCACCUUGGAACUGGAGAUCCUUACACCCCAGGCUUCCCUUCUUUCAACCACACCCAGUUCCCACCGAUGGAAUCUUCUGGACUACCUCGCAUUGUUGUGCAGACCAUCUCUAGCACAGCAGCAGGCAGGCUCUUCAGCAAAAUGAGUGGUGGAGAGGACUGCCCUCGAGAGUGGAAAGGAGGGGUCAUGGGAUGUAAGGUGAUGCCAAGCAGCACAAGCAACAUGACUGUGAAACUGAAUGUGAACAAUGUUAUGGUGGACAGGAAGAUUCUGAACAUCUUUGGUGCUAUCAAGGGAUUUGAAGAACCAGAUCGGUAUGUUGUGAUUGGAGCCCAGAGAGACUCCUGGGGCCCAGGAGCAGCCAAGGCUGGUGUUGGAACUGCCAUAUUGUUGGAACUUGUCCGUGUGAUCUCAGACAUGGUGAAAAAUGAUGGCUUCAAACCGAGGCGCAGCAUCAUCUUUGCAAGCUGGAGCGCAGGAGAGUAUGGAGCUGUGGGUGCUACAGAGUGGCUGGAGGGCUACUCUGCCACACUGCAUGCCAAAGCCUUCACUUACAUUAACUUGGAUGCUGCAGUCCUAGGCUUCAACCACGUGAAGAUUUCUGCUAGCCCAUUGCUGUACACAUUGCUGGAGAGAACUAUGAAGGGGGUGAAGGACCCAACAAAGAAUUCAGGAACUCUGUACGACAAAGCUGGCUCCGACUGGGUAAAAACAAUUGUUCCCCUUGGUCUGGAUAAUGCUGCGUUCCCUUUCCUGGCAUACUCGGGAAUCCCAGUGGUAUCCUUUGGAUUCUACAAUAAGGAUGAGGAAUAUCCCUUCUUGGGCACUACUCAGGACACUGUAGACAGCCUGAGGAGGAUUAACAAUUUGUAUGAUCUUAUGCGUGCUGCUGCGGAAGUUGCUGGUCAGAUAGCUCUCAGGCUGACCCAUGAUCAUGAGCUCUACCUGGACUUUGAGAGAUACAGUGAAGAAUUGCUUGCAUUCCAGGAGAAGUUUUUGCCCUACGAUCGGGAUGCAAAGGGGCUGGGGCUGACCUUGAACUGGCUGUUUUUCGCCCGUGGUGACUUCCAGCGAGCUACAGACGCGCUGAGAAACGACAUCGCCAACAGCGACAGGGAGAACAGGAUUGUCCGCAGGGCCCUGAAUGACAGGAUCAUGAAGGUGGAGUAUGACUUCCUCUCCCCGUUCCUGUCACCAAAAGAUGCUCCCUUUCGCCACAUCUUCUUUGGCAAGGGCUCCCACACCCUGCAGAGUCUGCUGGAGAACCUGCAGCUGCUGAGAAACAACAGGGACAGCGUGGAUGUGAAGAUGCUGAAAGAGCAGCUGGCCCUGGUAACCUGGACCAUUAAAGGGGCUGCUAAUGCUUUAGUGGGUGACAUUUGGGAUACAGACAAUGAAUUCUAACCAGCAAACAUCUGGUUAAGAUACAGGUUUAGGGAAACCCACUGCCUAACAUGGCAUUUUUUUCCUGUAGAUUUUCUGGCAACAAAUUUUUUUUUACCAAAGUUGAACAAAAAGUUUAAAUCUCACCUUGACAGAUUCACAGGAGACAUUUUUAAAGCAGGUACUAAGAUUACCAUGAAAUCUCUGACCACGCUCCCAUCUGACCACAGUCCAGACCGGUCAUGUACAGCUGCUUGUGGGCCUUGCUCUCCAGUGUACUUGAAAACUAACAGCCCAGGUGACUCCUGAACUGGUACCUUGUGUGGGAAGGUACCUCAUCUAUUUAGGGUUUUAAUUGUUGGCCCCCUAAACCUAGUGACAAAAUAGGGAAUUGAUUCCUCUUGAUACCUGUAAUGAGGAUCCCUUCUCUGGCAGGGAGCUGCAGAGACCAACCUGUAGUUCAAAAAUAAAACAACCUAGUAAUAGCCCACAAGUGCUGGAUUAUCAACAAGCUCUGAAGUGCCCGGCCUGCCUUUACUCAACAGCAGGGCCCCAGUGACAUCUUAGAGGCUUGCUUCUGUCAAGACAAGUCUAAAUACCCAGGGAGAAUGACCCAAAGAUUAUCUAAUGCCCCCUUGAUAUCCCUAGUUGGCACCUCAACAAGUCCUGCGGCAUUGAGAAAUGGCUCUAGACUGGUACUUCAGACCUUGCUGCUCUGGAGCCUUUUGUGAAAUCAAGUCUCUUGCUGGCCAAACCCUGUUUGACUGAUGCCAUUUUGCAGGACAGAUCUUGUUUGGCACUGAGAUAUUUAUUUGUUUAUUUAUUUAUCAGUGACAGCGUUCACUAUAAAUGGUGUGUUUUUUUAUAGAAGAUAAUUAUCGGAAGCAGUGCCUUCCAUAAUUAUGACAGUUAUACUGUCGUUUUUGAAUAAAGCAGCAUCUGCUAUUACAAUCAAAACAUGAUACUGGAACUUUGCAUUUAAAAUAAUCUAAACAGGCCCCUCAAAAGUUUUUGAAAACUAUCAAUUAAGCUUUCUGUGGCAAAAACACCUCUCUGGAAGAAACUUCAAGGUGUAAACCUGGUAGCGAGUCAUCAGGUUGUGCUCCAAAGCAAUCCUUGAAAUGCUAAAAACCUGGGUGGAAAUUCAAAUACUAGAAAUCUGGCUUCCCUCUGGUGUCCAUGCCCCUCCGUGGGCCUCGGACUCCCUCUUUGCCCCCCCUUUCUGGAUGCUGUGUGCCAGCAUGGGGAGCACAGCUUCCUUCCUGGCCCCAGUGGAGGGGCUUGUUGUGUAGCCCUGGCUCCACCCAUGGCAAUACACAAAAAACUUCUUGUACCUCAGAUUAGGCAUUGACCCAAUUUUAAAAUGGCAGCUUCCUGCAAACUUCCAGUACCUUAUGUAUCAUGAAACCUAACUGACAUUAUCGGAGGCAGUGUCUUCCAUAAUGUGUAAAGAACAAGGUAGUUUUUGCCUACCACAGUGUUAUAUCGGAGGCAGUGACCUCCAUAUGUUGCACUAUGGGUGUACGUAAUUAUCGGGGACAGUGUUUCCCAUAAUUGUUCUAUGCUUAUCCUGCAAUGUCAUCUGCAAAGCUUGAUGGUUAGUAUCUAACAUGGAUCAAUUUCCUGCAGCCCUAUUUUUUUCACUCUCCUGUGGUGAUGCAAAUACAAGCUUCGGUCUGUUAUGUACUUACCUAGACUCCUCUGUAGGCUGAAUUGUUUCAAAUAGCUGUGCUGUCUUGAAGUGGCUUCCUGCCUCCAGUCACGGAACUGGUGCUUGAAUGUUUAGUGGAAACUAGGCUAGUUAAACUGUGUGCUCUGUGAUUUAGUAAACUUCCUUCAAAUCAGUUACAAAAACUUGGGAAAUUAAAGUUGCAUGUAAAGCUUGGGGCUGACUGCUGUCUGGAAGGCUCUGGUUGCUACUCUAGAACAAUGUGCAUGCUAGUUGGGAGGCUGGGGUGCAUGCAUGGAAAGCUUCUUGUUCCCCAGAUCUCGCUGGAAACCUGUCUUGCCUCCUGGGUGUUGGGGUAGGGGGUAGAAAUCAGUGGCACCUCUCUCACAGUGCACCUCUGCUCCCUGACCUGGAGCUGAACACUGCUGCUGUGUGACACCUGUUAAGCUGUGCUGUCCCCAACCCUGUGCUCUGCAAACAAUGUCAUCUGCUGUUUAAACCUAACCCAAGUGAGUGACCUGAGCCCCAGCAGUAGUCCUUAAGGGACAGAGCAUUGUUCUGCUGGAACAGAGACCUGGGCUUCCACAAGGAACAGGGAAGAAAGAGCCCCAGCCUAGUUACAGAGCUCAGUGCUUACUAGCUUGGGGGUCUGGAUUUUCUUCCUUCUCUCUCCUUGCCCUUCCCUAACGGCCCUACUGUCUCUGAGGCAUGUGUAUGUUACCGUUUCCUGGUGACACUUCUCUGGAUGGCAUUUACGAGCUGCUGUCUGGGAGUCCUCACUGUAGUGUUUGCAUGCAUCUUUGUCAGGCUUAAUCAUGCGCUUUGUAGCCAGCAGAGAGAGACAAAGCCUGUCUCCUGGCUCGGCAGCACAGUCGUGACUACUGGGAUGUUGGGAUGCCUUCCUUGGUGCUGGCAUCUGACUGCUGUGGAGUGCUAAACUUUGUUUCUGGGUUAUCUGCUGUCUGCUUGAAUAAAGUUUUAAAGCUUGAACACUCA